AUUUGUCUUUAAGUAGCGACUAGUUCAGAGACUUACAAGAAGGACAAGCAGACUGAGACAGAGAGACACGAUGGCUCAAUACAGAUGGAUCCUAACCUCUUGUUUUCUGAUACUAAUGCUUCAGUUUACAGCAGCAGCCGCUUCCUCCACUGUCAGAGUUGGAGAUGACGUCACUUUGCCUUGUGAACAUGUGAUCGACGGUCAGAGAGCGUGUGACAGUACUACCUGGAUCUUCAGUCAGUUAGAAAACACACCAAUAGUAGUGCUGAUUGGUCACGGGCGGAUUGCUGUAAACGCUAAACCAGACAGACUGAGUGUUACAGAGAACUGUUCUCUGGUUAUAAAGAAGGUCACAGAGGAGGAUGCUGGUCGUUACACCUGCAGACAGUUCUACCCAUCAGGACAUCAACAAGGUCCAGAUGCUGUGGUUGAACUCUCCAUUGUCACCAUGACUGAACAUAACAACGCUGACAACGUGACAUUGCACUGCUUUGUGUCGACAUACGAACGGUGUCAACACACCGUGAAAUGGCUGUUUCAGUCUAAAUAUGUGGAUAAAGAUAACCAAGAUUUGAGGACCUACCAGUCUCCCUGCUACACCUCUGUGACCUUUCCUGCUUCUCAUUUUAGUUACACAUCAAGGUAUCAGAUCUUUAGGUGUGAAGUGACUGAAGGAGACAAAGUGCAGGAGUUUCCCUUCAGCCCUCAGUCCUCAGGUGAGGACACAACAACAACAAAACCAACAACCACCACCACCACGACAACAAAAACAGAAUCAAAAGCAAAACCAACAACUGAAAGUGGCAUUAAAGCAAAUACCAAUGACGCCUCAACAAAAAUGGUUGAAUCCAACAAAGGAGGCUGGCUGGAAAACGUGUUGCCAGGUAAACUAUAA
This is a messenger RNA of Etheostoma cragini (Arkansas darter), 895 nucleotides long. RefSeq lists its product as uncharacterized. Gene Ontology annotation, cellular component: external side of plasma membrane; membrane raft. NCBI's taxonomy places the organism in Eukaryota, Metazoa, Chordata, Actinopteri, Perciformes, Percidae. The coding region runs from base 71 to 895 and encodes 274 amino acids. The record is from RefSeq and is a predicted model, not a curated record. Gene Ontology annotation, biological process: interleukin-15-mediated signaling pathway; positive regulation of ERK1 and ERK2 cascade; T cell activation. Gene Ontology annotation, molecular function: protein tyrosine kinase binding; MHC class II protein binding. The transcript is spliced from 4 exons.